This is a messenger RNA of Nasonia vitripennis (jewel wasp), 578 nucleotides long. Its product is annotated as endochitinase At2g43610-like. Gene Ontology annotation, molecular function: chitinase activity. Gene Ontology annotation, biological process: chitin catabolic process; cell wall macromolecule catabolic process. The record is from RefSeq and is a predicted model, not a curated record. Bases 1 to 411 code for a protein of 136 amino acids. NCBI's taxonomy places the organism in Eukaryota, Metazoa, Arthropoda, Insecta, Hymenoptera, Pteromalidae. The transcript has 2 exons.
AUGUCGAAGGUCUGCCUAGAAGGUAACCACUGCCUCGGACUGUACGACGAUGGUAACGGUCUUCCAAACAGGACCUACUACGGCCGUGGUUUCAUCCAAUUGACCUGGGCGGCGAACUAUAAAGUCGCCUCCGAAUGUCUAGGACUGGGAGAUAAGCUCCUGAAGGAUCCGGACCUCGUGGCUACUGAUAUCAAGAUCAACAUGCUGGUGAGCGUUUGGUACUGGAAGGCCAGAGUACAGCCGCUUAUCAAGGGCAAAGAGGACAGCUUCGGACUGACGACCAAGGGUAUCAACCCCGAGGAGUGCGUCAGAGUCAAUAGACUAGCGAAGCGGAGGUACAGGAUCUACCUGAAGGUUGCUGACGCUCUGAAGAUUGAGAAUAAGGCCAAGGAGAAUGGAUGUUAUAAUUGACAAUGUUGUAUAGUAAUUUUUUGAAUGUAUGCGCACCCUCACCAAAAAGGUCUGCAGUUUGGUACCUAAAUUUUCUUAUACUUUCUGUAGAAUUUUUCUUCAGAAUUUCUGCACGGAUUUAGCCGUACACUUUUUUAUAAAGUAGGUAUGUACGUGAUUAUCUAUUA